AUGGGAGACGUGCCAAGAGAAGGUGGCCUCGGAUGCGCGCACCACCGCUGCGACGACAUCAUCGCCGACGACAUCAUCGCCGACGACAUCACCGCUAACAUAAGCGACGGUGAUGUAGACUGGGCAUGUCAGGGCUACGAGGAAGUGAACUUGGGCUUACGUGAAAAUGAACUCCGUAUGAUCACCUCGGCCAUGGGGUCGCGCCAGACCCAGCGGGAACUCGAAUAG
Molecule: messenger RNA, 228 nt
Organism: Penicillium chermesinum
Lineage: Eukaryota; Fungi; Ascomycota; Eurotiomycetes; Eurotiales; Aspergillaceae
Exons: 4
Coding region: 1-228 (75 amino acids)
Source: RefSeq, a predicted model, not a curated record